AAAAAAAAAAGCAACAAUUUUCCAGUUUCCCUCUAUAUAUUUAAGCCAGUAAGACAUAUGACACCCAAAAAAGAACAGUCAACACUUUCACACAAACAUUGGCACUCUUCUUUACCGCUGCAAAAUAAUUAUUCAAUGGCUUACUACCAUCAUCACUUCAAUUCAGAGUUGCAAAACCUUAAAUUACCAUCAUCACUUUCAGUGUGUGAAUUUGAUCAAACCAUGGAAACUCUGAUGAGUAGUCCAUUUCCAGACUUCAAUCCAGGAGGAAUGAUGGACCAAAGCACCUCGAAUUGCUUCAGUAUGCAGCAGCAGAGCACUAGUCCGCUGGUGGGAUUCUCUCCGGACAAUUUCAUCAACCAAGUGAUUCUGCAUGAUCAAUUCCCUGGAAUUCUCGCAGACAAUUUCCCUGUAAUUUUCCCUGGAGAAUUGAUCAGGAAUAUCGGAGGCGGGAUUUCGAUUACUGAGCCUAACAACAACAACAGCUCCUCUGUUAACAAUGAUCAUCAUCAUCAAGAACAAGUCAACCAUGAUAUUGAGAAGAAGAGGAAAUCAAUGCACAGUAAUCCAGCAGAAAGCAGUUCUGCUAAUUCAUCUCCUCCAGUUUCUGAAAGUGGAAUUACAAGGAAAAAUAGUUCAGGAAGAGGGAAAAGGGCAAAAACCAACGAUCAGAACGGAGACGAGAAAUCGAAAGAAGUGGUUCAUGUUAGAGCUAAAAGAGGCCAAGCUACUGAUAGUCACAGUUUAGCAGAAAGGGUCAGAAGAGGGAAAAUCAAUGAGCGACUUAGGUGCUUGCAAGACAUUGUUCCAGGUUGCCAAAAGACAAUGGGAAUGGCAGUGAUGUUGGACGAAAUCAUUAACUAUGUUCAGUCGUUACAAAACCAGGUUGAGUUCUUGUCGAUGAAACUCACAGCCGCAAGCAACACGUACAAUUUCAACGGAGAAACAGAUAUUAUCGAUAUCAUUCAGGUAUUUUCACAAAAUAUACUUUCUCGUCCCAAAUUAUUGUCCAGGUAUUACUACGAAUGAUGAUUAAAUAAGACUUUGAUUUUGUUGGGUACGAAACAGAGAGCAAAGGCAAUUGAGGCAAUGAAGAUGCAAAAAAUAAUGAAGGAAGAACGGGAUGGAGUUGGUUCUACUCAACAAAUUGGACAGUUUGACCAGAAUUUUGGAUGUUACUACCCACCAUUGCCACACAACACAUGAUUAUGAUUUAGAGUGCUCAACCCUUUACCUAAUCAAAUUCGUCCCACUAGCCCUUAGCAACAUGUACAAGAAGAUGAGUGAAGAAACGUUAAAAGCAAAAACAAAAAUUGUCCCACUUGAUGAUUCUAGUGGAUUUCAUUUUAGAC
Messenger RNA from Oldenlandia corymbosa var. corymbosa, 1352 nucleotides. The record is from the annotation of a GenBank genome assembly. Lineage: Eukaryota; Viridiplantae; Streptophyta; Magnoliopsida; Gentianales; Rubiaceae.